AUGGAGCAUCGUUACUCGACGAAGAAAGUAUCUAAAACCAGAGAGCAGAAACCUAUCAUCGACAACGGCAGCUGGCCCAAGGAUAUCAAUGUCUUCAGAAUUCAAGUGGGAGUCUCUGAACUCGGAGAUCUGGCGUCGGAAGACCUCGCGCAGCAGUUCGGAGUGCAGCGCGACCUGUCCAUAGGGAAAGUCAGGGAGCAGCUCUUCGUGGAGUGCGCGAUGAGGAACAAGAAGCUCGACCUACAUGUGAUGUCGGCGCAGAAACCGUCGAGGGAUGCGGUCUGCUCUAUCGCCGACGAGGUCAAGGCCGCGCGCCGCGAGAAGGAUGAUAAGAGGGGCGCCCGCAACAACCGAGUCCAGGCCCUCGAGACCUCUACGCCCGCGGAGCGCUUCGCGAGCGCAGUCCGGCAG
Messenger RNA from Prorocentrum cordatum, 411 nucleotides. NCBI's taxonomy places the organism in Eukaryota, Dinophyceae, Prorocentrales, Prorocentraceae. The record is from the annotation of a GenBank genome assembly.